Leguminivora glycinivorella is the source of this 482-nucleotide messenger RNA. RefSeq lists its product as uncharacterized. Bases 60 to 482 code for a protein of 140 amino acids. Lineage: Eukaryota; Metazoa; Arthropoda; Insecta; Lepidoptera; Tortricidae. The record is from RefSeq and is a predicted model, not a curated record. The transcript has 4 exons.
UGGAAAUACACGGUUUGAUAUUACGUGAAAAUAAAAAUAAUUGAUCUGUGAAGUUUAAAAUGAAGUUUUUUGAUAAGGGCGUCGUUGGGCAUACUAACAGUUUCACUCAAAAUGAUCUAUUGCAAUAUGUGGAAGCACUUAUGAAGGAGUCAGCGAUUCACCAACAGACCGAAGGGAACUACAGCUGGUUGAAAUCUAGGCAAACACAACAUGACUAUUCUAAAGACUUGGAGGCUUUCAUACCUAUGGUUUCUAAGAUGUCUCCAGAAAGCUGCGCCUACGUCGCCGUGAAACUGGACAAGCUGACAGAAGAUGGCAGCACUACGGUGCUCGGCCAUUUUAGACGGCUACUGUUAGAGCAGGAUAGCAUGCGGCUUAUAGAGGGAGCGACAAGGAGGGAUAGAGUGCGUCCGGACUUGGGGGAACGGCGGGCUGUUGUGUCGUUUAUUUUAGAAAAAGAGUGUACUAAUUCCUUCGCCUAA